AAACCACAUAUUUUUUUUGUUCGAAUAUGAAAUUUUAAUUUUAGUAACACCCACCUUGGGACAGGUUCAGAACAGCAAAACAUAUUGACCAAAUCAGAGGUCUCCCUUGGAGCAUUAAAAAGUUGCUAAAAGAUGUAAGAGAUGACAUAAGAAUAAGGAUUUGUUUUUUUUUUUUCUCUAAAAAGAACAACCAUCUAUGAUUUUCAGUUUCCUUAAUAGGUGGGAGGUGGACGGCCGUAGGGAUGUCAACGGGGUUCCACGGGGUCGGAGAAUCCUUCCCCAUCCCUGUCCCCGUGAAUGACGGGGACGGGGAUCUCCGCGGAGAUUUUUGACAGGGGGCAAAAUUUGCCCCCCAUCUCCAUUCCCCGUCAAUUAACAUCAAAAUACAUCUUUUUUACAUCAAAAAUAAGUAAAAAUUAAUGAGGCGUGCAUCAAACAUAUAGUGAGUGAGGAUGAUGGGAUACUGCAGCUUCGACAGCAACUCUAGGCUUCAGCAGCAGAUUGACAGCAACUCCAGGCUCCAGCAACAGAUCGACAGCAGUUUCAAUAGCAGAUCUAUAGCAGCAGCAGCAGCAGAUGUGUAGCAGCAGCAGCAGCAGAUGUGUAGCAGCAGCAGCAGAUCUGUAGCAGCAGCAGCAGAUCUGUAGCAGCAGCAGCAGAUCUAUAGCAACAGCAGCAGCAGAUGUGUAGCAGCAGCAGAUGUGUAGCAGCAGCAGCAGCAGAUUUGUAGCAGCAGCAGUAGCAGAUUUGUAGCCGCAGCAGCAGAUCUGUAGCAGCAGAAGCCAAAAGGGAAGGGGAAAGUAGAAGGUGAGGUUGUGAGAAUGAGUGAAGAAGAAUUGCAGAAGCAAGAAGGGGAGGGCUAUGAGGUGUGCUGCGUGAGUGAGAAAGGGAAAUGAAUAGGGUUAGGAAAUUAGGGUUGGAAGGAGGAUGAUGGGUUGUGUUGGGAUGGGUUGGGGUGGGUAAAGUUUAAUUUUU
Messenger RNA from Rubroshorea leprosula, 975 nucleotides. Lineage: Eukaryota; Viridiplantae; Streptophyta; Magnoliopsida; Malvales; Dipterocarpaceae. The record is from the annotation of a GenBank genome assembly.